AUGGCUGCUUUCGGAGGACGUACAGUCGGCGGUUUGAGCAUGAGCUCGCUGGCCCGGCAUGGGCUUUCCACCACAUCGAGCUCAGUCCGACCACUGGGCUUCACAGCAGCCACCCAAAUACGUCACAGGAGGAAUAGUCCAGCCUCAUCGGUUCCCUCACAACGACGAACCUUUGUCAACGAAGCCGUCACCACUGUCGAGCAGCUCCUCCUCGCCGCCCAAGCCAACCUGCACAUCCCAUGGUACAUCCUCAUCCCCGGUUUCGGCGCGACCAUCAGCCUCAUCUUCCGCGUUCCCGCGGCCAAAUACACCCAGCGGCUCGCCCAGCGCCGGGCCCUGCUCAAGCCCAUUCUGAUGGCAUGGGGCCGGAAGCACUACCAGGAAGUCAACUACGCGAAGCAGGCCGAUCCCGUCAAGCACGACUUUCACCCGCCCACCGAGAUCAUGAAGCGGAUGGAGAAGACGAGCAAAAGGUUACUGAAAGAGUGGGGCGUGCAGCCAUGGAAGCAGUUUGUGCCGUUUUUGGCCUUUCCCGGCUGGCUGGUGGGUAUCGAGGCUUUGAGGAGGUUGUGUGGCGGACCGGUUGGUCUGUUGGGUAUGUUUUUGGGAGCUAAUAAGGACGGGAAGGCGGCGGCGGAGGCGGCCUCGAAGGCGGCGGAAACUACACAACAAGCAGUGUCACAAGCAACUGAAGCGGCCAUGAACGCCGCCCAGACUGCUACGGAAGCAACUAUCACCACCACCCCCGUCGCCGACACCAUUGUCAACCCCCUAGCCAACAUCCUCCCGGAAUCCCUCUCCAGCUAUUUCCAAAACCCCCUCCCCACCACCAUGGAGGGCUGCCUCUGGUUCCCCGACCUCAUGGCCGCCGACCCUCUGCACAUCCUCCCCUUCAUUCUUUCCUUCACCAUGUUCGUCAACGUAAUGCCUCGCAACUCAGAAGGGUGGUUGCGUCUCCUGAACCCCGGGACGGAGGACGUCAACCCAAACAACAUUGGCGAGCACGCAUCCAAGAUCAAGCAGCAAAAAUUCGUAGGACUUAGGAUGCAGCGGGCGCUGCUGCUGCUGACGCUGAUCGUUGGGCCCGCCACCAUCAACUUGCCGGCGGCGCUGCACCUGUACUGGAUCACAACGAGUCUGACGAGCAACGCGAUCACGAGCGUGGUAGCGGCCAAGAUGCCGUUGCCGCCGUAUCUGGGACCGGCCAAGGGGAGGGGAGAUGAUCCGUAUGUGAGACCGAAGCUGCCGGGGCUGGAUUGGGAGCCGAAUCCCACGGCCGUACAGAAGGCAAUCUUGCGGGCCAAAUCACAGGAUGGAGUAUAA
Molecule: messenger RNA, 1323 nt
Organism: Neurospora tetrasperma FGSC 2508
Lineage: Eukaryota; Fungi; Ascomycota; Sordariomycetes; Sordariales; Sordariaceae
Exons: 1
Coding region: 1-1323 (440 amino acids)
Biological process (GO): mitochondrial respiratory chain complex IV assembly; protein insertion into mitochondrial inner membrane from matrix
Cellular component (GO): mitochondrial inner membrane
Molecular function (GO): membrane insertase activity
Source: RefSeq, a predicted model, not a curated record